Messenger RNA from Didymella exigua CBS 183.55, 3719 nucleotides. RefSeq lists its product as uncharacterized. The coding region runs from base 386 to 3394 and encodes 1002 amino acids. Gene Ontology annotation, cellular component: chromatin. Gene Ontology annotation, biological process: regulation of transcription by RNA polymerase II; DNA-templated transcription. The record is from RefSeq and is a predicted model, not a curated record. NCBI's taxonomy places the organism in Eukaryota, Fungi, Ascomycota, Dothideomycetes, Pleosporales, Didymellaceae. Gene Ontology annotation, molecular function: DNA-binding transcription factor activity, RNA polymerase II-specific; RNA polymerase II cis-regulatory region sequence-specific DNA binding; zinc ion binding. The transcript has 4 exons.
AUCAUAGCUCAGAUUAUUCUCCUACCACCACCUUACCGUCAGCCCGGCCGUCGCCACACAACUCCUCACCAAUUUGCUCCCAGACAACUGUGGGCACCUCUCCCCCAUCGAGCCCUUCACGGAGUAGCUGCCGUCGCGUGUCUGCUGUCCACAGCUCCAUACAGCUCCCUCCCCCACACGGGCUCCACAAAGCUUCUUCUUUCGUGGACCUCCAUUCCCCAUCUCUGCCUUUGUGCUGCCCAGUCGGCGCCUUAGCAGCCGUCACACGCGUCGCUCGAACCUCGCGUUCGUCGAAUGAGAUCGUCACAGACAACACCAAUUGGUCGCGUCUCACCCCCAUCACCGCACCGCGCGCCCUCCUCGUAGCGCGCUGGACUCCCUCACCAUGGACGCCCCCGACCGCUUCCGCCAGUCUGGCCUCCCGCAGUACCAGAACCUUGGCCAGCAGGGCUACAACGCCGCGCAGCAGAACCUGCCCACGCUGCCUCCGCUGCACAGCGCUGCCUCGUAUCCCUCGUUGUACGGCGGCCACCACAGCAAUCCCCAGACGCCGCAGCCGCCGCACACGCCUGCAACGUCUGCGCCCAACGGCAGUAGUACAAUGCCCCCGCUGCAGCACCCGCCGCUGCGGCCCAUCCAGCCGUCACCGUCGUACAUGCCCAUGUCAUCGGCCUACUCGCAGGCGCCGCUGCUGCCCACUGCAGCUGCCCAGCACAACGCACACCAGCUGAGCGGCCAGGCGGGCGGCAUGGGAAUGAACCACCCCUCGCUCUACCCCCAUCCUCCGGUCCUUGCCAACCAGGAGCCCGAGCCCGUCCACGUCGUUGGUCAGCAAGGCCGACGCGGCGUUCUGCCCACCCACCCUGGUCGGCCAGCUCCUGCCGCUGGAAAGGCGCCGACUCAAGCAACGAAGAACGCCGAGGGCAAGUACGAGUGCCCUCACUGUAACAAGACGUAUUUGCACCUGAAGCAUCUGAAGCGCCACCUUCUGCGACACACCGGCGAGCGACCCUACCAAUGCCAUCUGUGUAAGGACACCUUUAGCCGAAGUGAUAUCCUGAAGCGCCACUUCCAGAAGUGCUCCAUCAGACGUGGCAAUCCUACCGGCGCCAACCACCUGCAGCACGCGCAGCAACACUUGCAGAAGAACCGUCCGCCGAAUGGCGCUGAGGCUACCUCAUACCUCAACCACAUCCAGGGCACCUCAAUGCCGUACUCUGAUGCUGGCUACGCCAUGGGUAUGCCGCAAAUGCCUGCCGUGGCUGCCAACGGCUACGGCGGCGACCUUCCCUCCAUUGCUGAUCAGCACUCCAUGUCCGCCAGAACGUCGCGCUCCAACAGCUUGAUCAACCGCCCUGGCAGCGGUGUCGAGGAGAACAGGAGGAGCAUGUCUGCGCUUGACACAUACGGACAGGCGCGGCUCAACUUCAAUGACUACCGUCCCAAUGCGAUGACAAACGCCGCGCACGACGCCAACUCGUUUGCGGCGCAACAGCAACAGCAACAGCAGCAACAGCAGCAACAGCAGCAACAGCAGCAACAGCAGCAACAGCAGCAAAAUGCUGCCGCCGCUGCGGACUCGGCCAACCACUUCAACAACUACAGUCACGCCGCUGUCAACAACGACAUGGCCCAGAACAACAUGCCCGUCAAGUCCGAGAGCGGCGACUCGGCCUCCUACGGCGUGACCUCCAUGCCCGCUGUCGACGGCAUGCCCAACGGUCAAGACAGCUCCAUGUGGCGGAACGGCGGCGCUUUCAACGGAGUCAACAGCGUCAACGGAGAAUCACACUUCGCGAAUGGAUCCAGUAUGAACAACACAGAUGAUACAACACCAAAAUAUGAUACCAUGUUCUCAGGCUUAUACUCGAAUCCCGGUUUCGUCGACUCCACCCCGUAUCUUGACAAUUGGCCACCUGCUUCCUCUGAUCCGCUCCAACAAAAGUCCGAGGCUCUUCUCAACUUCUGUUUCCCUAACGCGUCACUCCUGGCUCCCGGAUCUAAUGACGCUUACUCGUACGAGGCGCUCAAAAGCAUUCUUACCCCCGACAAUAUCAAUCACCUUCUCCGGGAAUACAAACACUUCCAUUGUCAUUGGCCCCUCAUUCACACUCCCAGUUUCGACCCAGUUGCAGCGUAUGAAGGUCUCGUUCUCACCAUGUGUUGCGUCGGUGCGGUCUACUCUGAUAGACUGACUCCAAAGUCGGUGCGCUGGCUGAUGGAGCUCGUUCGUGGUGCGGUGCUGCGUUCGAGUCAGAUUUACAAAAUGGAUCAAAACCAGAGUCAUCUCCUGGACCCUAACAGGCACUGUCCGACCGACAUAGAGGAGUUUGAAGCGCUCUGUCUGCUCAACAGCCUGUUCUUGUGGCAUGGAAGUCCACGACAACGGCAGCAAGGGCGUGAAGAGUUCUUCAUGUUUGCCAGCGUCACCCGUCGAGCAGGGUUUCUGCAGCCUCUCCCUCGCAGUAAUCCUGGAUUCAGCUCUCUGCACGAACCUGGGCCUAUCAACGGCGACGAAGUUGCCUCUUGGAACUGGAAUACGUGGGUCGAGAGCGAGAAGCGGGUCAGAGCGAUGGCGUACAUCUUCCUUCUUGAUUCAGCCAGUACAAUCUUCUUCAACUCGCAGCCACAGUUCGAUGUUCACGAGAUCAAGGUCUCGCUACCGGCAGAUGAUGCAGCUUGGGAAGCGAAGAGCGAAGAGGACUGCGCAAGUGCACUAGGCUUGCGAGGCGAGGCUGCACAAGUUGCGAAUGUCUCUGGAAGUAGACGCGCAAAGCAACUAGGCGUGUCAGAGGCUCUGCAGGCACUUUACAGAGGCACGCAUGGCCAACUGCCCGAACGCAGCACCAAUGCAUUCGGCAAGUUUCUCCUUAUCCAUGCGAUCCACGUUCAAAUCUUCAAUAUUCAACGCCAACUCCUCAGACGGGUGUCCACAAGCGGUAUCGGCACUCCUGAUACGCCUGCUACCCCACCCAACGGUGUCAGCGAACAGGUUCAGCAACUGCUACGAUCAACCGUUCAAGCUCUCGAGCUGUGGAAGACAUGCUGGGACAUUGAUCUGGUAUUACAGUAUCCGCCGACGCAGCCUCGACUGGGCUUCUGCAGAGAUGGUGUGCACUACUAUUUCCUGGCUCGUCUGUUCCUCAGGAGCUCACGGAGAGAGGAAUGGGCAGCACCCGCAGACUUUCGUUGCAGACACGUGUUCAACCUUCUCAAGCAGAUCAGGACACACGUCGCGAACGACUCUACCCAGAAAGGCAUCGACUUCGGCUCAGUCACUACGGUCAUGGAGGACUACGGCAUCAACGACCUUACUCUCAACAUGAAGCAUCUCUUCACACCCAUACAGACGUCUCGCUCGAUGCAGAGCUCGCCUCAACAACAGGCGCAAUAAUCUUGCAGGUGCCUUUGCCUUGAACAGAGUUUUGUCAAGGAACCGAGGAUCACAAAACCCUAUCUUUCAGCCUUUGAAUAUGGAUUCAAUGGUGUAUCAUCAUACAGUUCUACAGUACCAGCAUCAGCGAUUUUUUUUUCCAAGCAGCGCGCAGGCGAGCGCAUGUUUGAGCAUGACAAAACGGAGUUUCAGGAGUCGUGAGAUUUUGGAAGAAAGCCGGCGAUGACUCGCUUGUGUCAGAAAAAGCAUUAGAAAUCACCUCACGGCAUAAGCAUUUACGGGGCGCAAGCACUAUCUGGCUUCGGAGACUUAUUGGGCAAUAGUA